AUGUCACUCCUAGAAUGGAAAGCAGCUCUAUCCAUGUCUCAACGUUAUGAGACAAUCCAAAAUAUACAAACCUCCCUCUCUGCUUCUAGCAUGAGUGAGGCCAUCGCCAUUGAACAGGCCGCCUACCAAAUCUCUUCUACUCAGGAAGAGUAUAAUCUCGCCUGCCAACCGACAUCAACUCCAACACCCCCGCAGCAGGAACAAGAGAGUGAGAUCGACUCUGGCAUUAGGAUUGGGUCAUAUAAAAACUGCCGACCUGUGUCAGAAGGUGUCACUUCAGAAGUUUAUCGGUCAGGCGACAGAGCUCUCAAGGUUAUCGUGACAUACGAAAACAUUGAACCUCAUAAUCCUCAGCGCGAAGCAAAGAUACUCAAGACUCUGCGAUCACCAUGUAUUCCCCUUCUCGACACCUUUCGGGACCAAGAACAGCGAUUCGUUCUCGUCUUUCCCUUCAUGCCAUAUACUCUAGCCGACGUUCUCGCUCAAGGACCUCUACCUCUAGACUCUGCUCGUUCAAUCUUUCGGGACAUCUUGCAAGGUCUGAAAGAUAUACACACACAAGGCAUCAUACAUCGAGACAUCAAACCAUCCGCCAUUCUUCUCUCUUCCCCCACAGGCCCAGCGUAUCUCUCCGACUUUGGAACCGCAUGGCAUCCUGAGCUGUCAAUUACCUCAGAACCAGCAGACAACAAGAUCCUCGACAUUGGAACGGGUCCUUACCGCGCGAUAGAUGUCCUCUUUGGUAACAAAUCGUACGGCCCGGAAGUCGACAUGUGGGGAUUGGGAGUCAUGCUCUCAGAAGUCCUUCGUGAUCCUCCUACCCCUAUAUUUGAGUCUCGUGCCGUUCACGAAGAUGGAAACCAGUUGGGCCUCAUCCUCAGCAUAUUCAAAACCAUUGGAACACCCACUCCCGAGACAUGGCCUGAGGCAAAGGAGUUCAAGGUCGCUCCUUUCGAACUUUGGACAAGUUUCCCCGGUCAAAGUUGGGAGGAGCUCCUGCCCAGCGUGCAUCCCGACUUGAUAGAUCUCGUAUCGUCGCUUGUACGGUAUGAUGGCCAGAGACUCACUUCCACGCAGGCAAGUCCUUUUCUCGAUUUAUCGUAUCAAUAA
Molecule: messenger RNA, 1110 nt
Organism: Fusarium venenatum
Lineage: Eukaryota; Fungi; Ascomycota; Sordariomycetes; Hypocreales; Nectriaceae
Product: kinase-like domain-containing protein
Biological process (GO): signal transduction; regulation of G2/M transition of mitotic cell cycle; protein phosphorylation
Cellular component (GO): nucleus; cytoplasm; cyclin-dependent protein kinase holoenzyme complex
Molecular function (GO): cyclin-dependent protein serine/threonine kinase activity; ATP binding; cyclin binding
Source: RefSeq, a predicted model, not a curated record